AUAAAAGCACGGCCCUCUGUCCAGCAGUGCUCAUCAAACCACCACUUCUCCUUCACUCACAACAACAGCGCAAGCUCCUCUACUAACACUCAGUUACCCAAUCUAUUAUGCCUGGCCUUACUACCCUCCCGCCAUUCCCCGACAACGUUCCCACUCAUGCCCUCCUGAUCAUUGACUACCAGCUCGUGAAGGCUGGCGACCAGGAAGAGAUUGAUAAGUUCUGGAAGGCCGCGACGACGCUCGGCUUCUGGUACUUGAAGAAUCACGGUGCAGAUGAACUAGUCACCCAGAUGUUUGACAUGGGCUCCGAGACCAUGGAUCUACCCUUCGAAGAGAAACUGAAAUUCGAGCAAGGCGACAGUGGCAUGUCAUUUGGAUACAAGGCACCCGGUGCUAAUGCGACUGACGAGACCGGCGCACGCGACACGGUCGAGUUCAUCAACAUCUCGCAAGACGAUGCGCUCGCCUGGCCAAAACCCGUGCACCGUACCUACCCCUCCACCGUCAACGCCCGCAUGGAGCACACCAUCCGCCCCUUCGUGCAGCACUCCGCCGAGGUGAACCUCGUGCUCAUGGAGGUCCUCGCGAAGAAACUCGGGUUCAGAGAAGGGCUCCUCGCGGAGCAGCACCGGCUCGACGAGACCAGCGGGAGCGAGACGCGCUGCAUCAAGAACCCCCCUCGCCCUGGCGGGAUCUCCGAAGAGAAGGCGGCACUCGGUGCGCACACCGACUUCGGCUCCAUGACCUUCCUCCACAACCGACUCGGUGGCCUGCAAGUCAUGCCCCCAGGCUCUGACAAGUGGCAAUACAUCAAGCCAAUCCCGGGACACGCCGUCUGCAACCUCGGCGACGCUAUGUAUAUCUUCAGCGGCGGGAUCCUCAAAUCGAAUCUACACCGCGUCGUCCCCGCCCCCGGCGCUCAGGCGGCCCUCCCGCGCUGGUCGCUCGCGAUGUUCACGCGCCCGGGCGACAGCGUCGUCCUGCGCGCGCUGACGGAGGAGAGCGAGAUAGUUGCGGACGCGGUGAAGAGCGCGGAGGACACGAGUGUCUUCGAGAACAACCAGACGAGCAAGGAGUGGUUCGCGAGAAGGAUCAAGUAUCAGCGCAGUAAGAACCAGAAGGGUCCGGAGACCUGGCGCCAGAGUCGCGGGACUGAACAUCGUCCUGAUGCUGCUUGAGGGGUAACCACGACAUGUGAACAGAAGUCUCGGCUUGACGGAUGGACAUAGACGUCUUAGCGUGUACGAAUGGCAUGUAUCUUACGAUCAUAUACUAAGUUCAGUCAAGCAAAAAUGUACUUAUCACGCA
Molecule: messenger RNA, 1308 nt
Organism: Rhodofomes roseus
Lineage: Eukaryota; Fungi; Basidiomycota; Agaricomycetes; Polyporales; Fomitopsidaceae
Product: Clavaminate synthase-like protein
Exons: 7
Coding region: 108-1178 (356 amino acids)
Molecular function (GO): dioxygenase activity
Source: RefSeq, a predicted model, not a curated record